Molecule: messenger RNA, 2314 nt
Organism: Wasmannia auropunctata (little fire ant)
Lineage: Eukaryota; Metazoa; Arthropoda; Insecta; Hymenoptera; Formicidae
Gene: sowah
Product: ankyrin repeat domain-containing protein SOWAHB
Exons: 17
Coding region: 536-2158 (540 amino acids)
Molecular function (GO): protein binding
Source: RefSeq, a predicted model, not a curated record
UAUAAUUUCGACGAGUUGAUCCUUCGUUUCGGCGCAAAACGUUGAACGCGAGCGCAUACCUGGCAUAUACAUACGGAAUCGCGUCCCACGAACGAUAUGUAAAUAUUUCACUUUCGCGUGUGUCCGGCGAGGCGCCGAAAUCCACGCUCUGCACGUCGUCGGAUUCUCCUGUACCGGUCUCGAUCCCCGGCCUCGGCAGAACAACCAGCGUCGCUCGCCGGUUAUUCGUCGCGUGAACGCGAAUACGGUGGCGACGGGCAGAGAAUCAACGCGGCGUAAGCUGAGAUAUUCGGAAGGGGAAAACAACGAUGUUUAUGCCGGGGUCGGAGAGAAGGAUGUUCGUGCGACUGCUGCGGGCCGCGCUCGAUCAUUACUCGUCGUUUCAUUAGAAUAUCGCCGAUAAAGGGGGUUUAAUUACAAAGCCAGUCGAUUCAUUCCCGGUGGUAACUACAGCGGCCGCUGUUACCGACAGGCCGGGUCGCAUCACAGACGGCCGAUGUUCACUACGGAGCACUACGGAGUCAGUUGAUCCAAGAUGGCGACGCCCAAUGAGCUGUCCCUCGAGGAGAUUCGCAACUACCUGCUGGAAAACGGGGGCACGGCGCGCAAUCACGACCUGGUGAAGCAUUUCAAGCGGUUCCUGACGGACCCGGAGACACGAGUCGAGGCGAGGAAUCGUUUCAAGGAGUACGUCAACAUCCUGGCCACCAUAAAGAACGAGGAGGGUGAAAAGUACUUGGUCCUCAAGAAGAAAUACCGGCAACCCUUCUUAGACCUUUCGUCCCCUAAGCAAGUGGGAUCUCCUCUCGCCACCUCCGACUUAACCACUCCGGUUUCUCCUCUACGCGAGCCUCCACCUUACCGGCCGCCACCUCCUGCACCCCUCAGCCCGUCCUCGAGUAGUUCUCAUGCGAGUCUUGAAGAAAGUGCGACGCCGAUAUCCGCGCGCGAAAAAAAUGACGAUUCGGAGCCCAGCACGUCGAUGUCAUCGCCCCCUGUUCCACCACGUCGCAAAAGUCAGGACAAGCUCAAGGUGGAGAACAAGGAAAACGUCGAUAGAAAUCGGAACAGCUCCUCGGAAGCCAUCAUAAAGGAGGAUGAAGCUGUAACGACGACGAAUCCCUCUUCGGCUGAACAACUCAGCGUUCGCGAACGGAUGCAACGCUUCAAUCGAAUGGCCAGCGAAACCGAUCUUCCUGCCCGGCCUAACGAUACGACUGCCCCUACUAGAAAACGAGCGGAUAAGGGCGCCGACGAGGAUGACAGCGCUUCCGUUGCCUCGCAACUGGAUGGAAAAUCGCGGGAGUGGCUGGUCAGGGCGGCGCAGGGGGACUACCAGGCGCUGGCGAAACUCGCAGCCGAGGAACCUCGUCUCACCAGGCUCAAGGAUCCGACUUCCGGCUAUACGGCUUUACAUUGGGGCGCCAAACACGGCGACGAGAACAUCGUUAAAUUAAUAGCAGGAACCUACAGAGACUGCAUCAAGAGUGUCAAUGAGACUACGAAUGGGGGCUACACGCCGCUGCAUAUCGCCAUGCAAUUCGGCCACGAGAACAUAUUCAAUCUCUUAGUUCAAGUAUAUGGCGCGAAUCAGGAUUUACGUGACCACAGCGGUAGGAAGGCUAGGCAAUAUCUGGCUUCGCAAGAGGCGGCAGUCAGCCAGGAUACGUUCCACAAAAUAAAAGCAAGGAAAAAGCAUGCAGAGAAAGAUCUUGGUUUCCUACGAAUUGGCUCGUUGAACGUUCGCGUGAAACGUACUACGGAAGCCUUCAGCCAAUUCCUGGGUGUGGCAACCAGCAGUACGGCUAGCAACAACAACGAGAAGAUUCAUAAAUCGUGGGGAUCCGCGGAUAACGUUCAGUUGGAGCAGAAGCUGAUGCCACCGCCGAAGUAUGCGCCCAUCAAGAAACGCAGGAGCAGACGGCCGCAGGAUUUCAGUUCGUCGCAGGAACAACAGCAGGUUGCCAGUCAGCCGACUACUCCGUUGCUGCAAGGCAAGGUCAGCCGACCGAACCGGGCUGUUCAGCGUCGACCAAUGUCCACGGCGUCGGCUAGCUCCAGCUCUAUCACGUCCGGCGGGGCCCAGCAGAACGGUGAUUCCGACUCUGACACGGCGUGCGGUUUCGAUUCUGCAUGGCGAGGAUCGGCACAACUGUAACUGUAGCCCAAUUCGUCAUCCUAGCGUCGAUCUCACACUUAUUCGACUGCACAAAGCGUAAGAAGGCUUCGAUCCUGAGAAGCUUCAGGGACUGACGGCGAUACCUCUGGCAAUACUUUCAAAAUGGCAAUAGAAACAAAAGUCUACGAUUUUCGC